Molecule: messenger RNA, 840 nt
Organism: Lactuca saligna
Lineage: Eukaryota; Viridiplantae; Streptophyta; Magnoliopsida; Asterales; Asteraceae
Source: the annotation of a GenBank genome assembly
AUGCAAGAACCAAUUACUACUCUAUUAUCUUCGCAAUCUAUAGAAGCAGAGAGAAUAGUUCAAGAUGAUGAACCAAAUGAUGAUGACAUCAUGGUUUCUUGUGCUGACUUUCAUUUUGAUCUAGAUGAAGAUAACGUUCCUGAUAACACGAUCAUAUCAGAUGUUAAAGUAUCAGGAGAAACCUCUUUGAAGGAGCAUCAUGAACUUUUCGUUGAGCAAGUGAAGACUAUGAAGGAGUUUGUUGAUCUCAAGAUGGCAGCACUUAAAUCGGAGAUGGACAUAGAGGCUGAAAAGAUAGAGAAAAUUUAUUCUAUUAUACAUGGAAAGGUUGAUGUUAUUGUAAAGCAUGUUGAAUACAAUACCAGUUAUUUGACUAGGCUUCAUGCGAAGACGGAAAAGAAUUCCCAAGUAUCUGAAAAGUUGGAGGAAUUCUUAAGUAGUAUCAAGGAAUCCAUUUCGAAAGCUUCUCUUUCGAAUCAGUCUUCUGUGUCUCAAGAAUCAUUUUCUCAGUUGAUUUCAUCUAUCGAGACACAUCUCAAAGUGAAACUUGCUCCCAUCCUUGAGUUGGUUCAUGUUUUACCAACUAAUGUUCCACCUGCGAAGCAAGUGUCACAAGGGGGAGAGAAAGGAUGUAUAGGCAUUGGAUCUUCAGAAGAUACAGAUAAAGGAGUAGUUGUUGGGAAGUUGUUGUCCGCUCAAAUACCCACUUCACUUCCAAUUUCAUUUAUAACAACCUCAACUACAACCACAACAAUACAUAUUAUGAAAGGGAUUCUUAUAGGAGAAAGUAUUGGAGGUUAUUGUUCGAGAUCUAUGCCACCGCCUUCGAAAGACAAUUAG